AUGUUAUUUCGCACACGUCUUCUCUCUUCCCUCCCUCGUACAUCCUGUUUCUUCAAACCUAAACCCCAGUUCUCUUCUCUUCACAAAUCCAUACCCAACUUUUCAAUUCGCACACUGGCUACAGAAGCUAAAUUACCAAGCAUGUCUUCAAUGAACGUCAUGAACCCAAAGAAAGAAGGCGACAUCUCCGAUGUCUUCGUAUCCCUCUCCGGCGCUGAAGCCACACAUCUCCCCGAACGUUUCGCCGUUAUCAAACGCAACCUCAUUCACGAUCACGAGGAAGCUGUUCAAGCAUCUUUCACCCGUCUCAUAAACCGCCUUAUGUAUGAGAAUCCCAAAAUUGCCAAAUUGGGUCCGAGAAUUAUUCCAUGUGUCAACUUUCAGGAUGUAGUUGACAAGAAUGUAAGUAAGGAUGUCUUGCAGGAUAUGAGAGACAAGGGUGUGCUUGUUAUCAGAGGAGUUGUCGACGAGAAGGUUGCGAGAGGCUAUAAGGAGGAGGUCGAGGAGUAUGUUAAGUUGAAUCCUAGUACCAAGGGCUUCCCACCCAAUGACCCUCAGGUCUACGAACUUUACUGGUCACCACCACAAGUCAAGGCUCGUGCUCACCCAAACAUGCUCACCGCCCAAAAGUUCCUCCUCAAUCUCUGGCACUCCACCGACCCUAACUCCCCCAUCUCCCUUUCCCAACCAGUCACCUACGCCGACCGCGUCCGCAUCCGUCAACCCGGUGAUUCAGUAUUCGCCCUCGGUCCCCACGCCGAUGGUGGAUCCGUUGAACGCUGGGAACCCAAUGGAUACGGCAUCAACGGAGUCUACGAUUCCAUCUUCCAAGGAAAAUGGGAAGAGUUCGAUCCAUUUGAGUCUUCAUCGCGUGUCCCCGCUGUGAGCGAUCUCUACCACAGCGGAGGCAGUUGUUCCAUGUUCCGUAUGUUUCAAGCCUGGCUCAGUAUGUCGCAUACAGCACCUGGAGAAGGCACAUUGAUGGUUAAUCCUCUUAUUCAACUCACCACUGCUUACUUUCUGCUCCGACCUUUCUUUGAACCUAUCAAGAAAUUGCCCGAGGGAAAGGAGACCGAAUAUACUGAAGAAUUCCUUAGUCCCGAGAACUGGAAAUUGAUCCCGGCUGAUAGAAUGACAAGUGCGCUUCACGGCGCUACCCCAAGUCGUGGACAGGAGAUGACGGAAAAAUUGCAUCCACAUUUGGAUUUGAAGAAUACAAUGGUUCAUGUUCCGAAGAUUAGCCCAGGUGACUAUGUUGCUUGGCAUUGCGAUACAAUCCACGCAGUAGACAAAACCCACGCCGGCAAAUCCGAUAGUUCUGUCCUUUACAUCCCCGCCUGUCCGCUUACCCCCAUCAACGCCGAAGCACUCGCUUGCCAACGCGAUACUUUCCUGGCUGGUCUCCCAGGCCCAGAUUUCCCGGGUGGAAAGGGUGAGAGUGAACAUAUUGGUCGACCGGGUGUGAAGGAAGUUGAAGAGUGGACUGGUGAGGAUGGAUUGAGAGCUAUGGGAUUGAGUAAAUUUGUUGCGGGUGAGGAGGGAGAGGGAGAUGGGGAGGGUGUUAAGAAGGCGGUGGAGGCUGGGAAUAAGUUUCUGGGUUUUUAG
This is a messenger RNA of Sclerotinia borealis F-4128, 1605 nucleotides long. The record is from the annotation of a GenBank genome assembly. Lineage: Eukaryota; Fungi; Ascomycota; Leotiomycetes; Helotiales; Sclerotiniaceae.